Messenger RNA from Silurus meridionalis, 5752 nucleotides. RefSeq names its product microtubule-associated protein 1Sb (gene map1sb). Gene Ontology annotation, molecular function: actin binding; microtubule binding. Gene Ontology annotation, cellular component: neuronal cell body; cytosol; synapse. Lineage: Eukaryota; Metazoa; Chordata; Actinopteri; Siluriformes; Siluridae. The annotation marks the transcript as partial. The transcript has 7 exons. Gene Ontology annotation, biological process: axonogenesis; regulation of microtubule depolymerization; dendrite development. The record is from RefSeq and is a predicted model, not a curated record.
UGUGUGUGUGAUAUCAUCAUCCUCAGCAGAACCUCCCAUCAUGGCGGAGGAGGAGCGCGUGUCGCACCCGGCUUCAUCCCCGCGCGCUACUCGGCCCUUCUCAUCAUCAGCUCGACUCCGGAGCAGAACAUCCAGGACUUUAUUGCCCCUGAGCUUCACAGAGGGUUGCGGGUUUGGGAUGUGGAUCUGACGGUGUGUAAUUUGGAUGAAGAGCUCAGAAGGUUUGUGAGUCACCACUCCUCUCAGAGCAGCGCUGAUGUUAAAGGUCAGCAGAUAUUGGAGUUCAGUACGAGUGUGCUCAGCUGCAGAGUUGUGUUUGAUCCCUCAGAGGAAACACUCUACUCUCAGAUACAUGACCUGAUAACGGACACGUCUCAGAACAAGCUGUUGGUGCUGACUGGAUGCUCCCUGGAGGACAGCGGGGACCUCGUUUUACACACUGGACACUUCACUCCAAACCACUUCGUUCAGAUCCUGACAGACGACGAGAUUCAACACAAACUGAACUCUGCGACAGGAAAAGCAAACCUGACCCUGAGCUGCCCAAAGACCGGAGCAUGGAAGAACUUCAUACUCAGGAAACACAAUUUACACGAUAUAUUAGACAUUAAAGUGAAUCCUUUAAUGGUGCUGCCCAAUAUGGAUGGCCUCCAGGAGUUCACCGAUCAUCUCUGUGAGAACACUGAGCCAGUGUCACCGUUUGAUCUACUCGAACCCCCGAGUACUGUGGGGUUUCUUAAACUCUGUCGUCCAUGCUGCUACAUAUUUCCAGGCGGAAGAGGCGACUGCGCCUUUUUUGCCGUCAACGGUUUCAACGUCCUGGUCAAUGGCGGAUCGGAUUCGCGUUCUUGCUUCUGGAAGUUAGUCAGGCAUCUGGACCGUGUAGAUUCGGUUCUUCUCACCCACACUGGGACUGAUAAUCUUCCAGGGAUUAACAGUCUGUUUGCAAGAAAAGUUGCUGAGCUGGAGGAAGUCGACUCCUCCGACUCAGAGAAGAAAGAAAAGUGGAUGAAAAAUAUGAUCUCUCCAGAGCUGGGCGUUGUUUUCUUCAAUGCUCCGAAAAGGCUGAAAAGAGUUCAUGGUGAUCCAAAUGUGUUGCGAAGUAGUGAUCAAGCAGGACUUACUUUAUGUCAUUUGGAGAAACUCAAGAUCUCGGCAGAACCAUUACUUCGCAACUCAAGUGGUCCCAUAGAACCAGUGAUUCUGUUUCAGAAGAUGGGAGUUGGGUGUCUUGAGCUGUAUGUCAUUAACCCGAUUAAAGGCAGCAAAGAGUUUGAGGACUUUAUUAACCGCUGGCCUGAAAACACCACAAGUUCCAAAGGAUCUGAAGUUCCCCUAAGUUCUCUGGUGUCUAUCUGCACUUUACUGGUUUGGCAUCCUGCGAGCCCCCAUGAAAAGAUCAUACGAGUCCUUUUCCCUGGCUCAACACCACAAGCAAAGAUACUGGAAGGUCUAGAAAAACUAAAGCACCUUGAGUUCCUUAAGUGUCCUGUAGUGUGCUCCAAAGAUAUUGAACAAAAAUCGGAAAAGAACCCAAAACGAGCUGAGAGUCAAGACAGCUUGAAGUCUGGCACCAAAGAAUCCAGGAUGAGCAGUACCACAGCCAAGGAGAAACCCAUCCGUGCUUAUCCAGAGCCAAAAGACCAGGUCAAGGUCAAGACUUUGAAUGGUGAAGAAAAACCAAAGUCUGUGGAAAAUGCUGUCAGGCCUAAACUCAACAAAGCCGUUGCAAGGAAGGAGUCUUUUAAAGGUAACAAAAAAGAUGACAGGAGCAGCUUGUUGGCAGCCAAAAAACAGGAACCUGGACAGAGGAAAAUGACAGGUAAAAAGGAUUCCCCUUUAAACAAACAGAAGAACGAUGAAAAGACUGAAGACAGAAAAAACAGUUUGAUGGGGAAAGAGGCAAAGAAAAUGGCUCCAAGGUCUAUAUCUCCUCCUGCAGACCCAAAUAAAUCCAUGAAGAAUGAAACAAAAGUAAGCAAAGCGAGUGAGGACAGAGUGAAAAACAACAAAUCGACUAAGGAACAGCAAAACCAGAAGCUUUGUACUGACGUUGGGGAUCCAAAACACUCAGAGGUCUCUUCACCCGAGGAUUUGACGGCAGAGUUUCUGGAGCUGAAGCAAGAACAAUCACAUGAAUUGUGUGUUAAAACUAAAACUCCUGACAUUGUGUCAAAGAAGGAAUCAGGAAGUGAAGAUGAACCAAAAAACAACUGUGUAGAGGACCUUCAAAAUCCAGGCAUGUCCACAGAGGCUUCUGUAAUUGUCAAGACUCCGAAAAGUGAACGCAGUGUAAAUCUGGACCUCACACCCACCGAGUUUCGCUGGAUAGAUGGAGCAAUGAGGGACAAUCCACCCAAAAGUGUGCAGGACGAAGUCUGCAUUAGUGCUGAUGAGAAGACCUUGGAGUUCAGUUCUCCAAGAUCUGGUCCAAACAGCGCCGGUCACACACCAUACCACCUUUCUCCUGAGGAGACUUGGAACUCCAGAGACCGCAGCAGCUUAGCGGCCAAGAUGUGCUUGGGAUCAGACAGCCAACAAGGCGGAUCAUGUAAGACUUCAGAGUCUGGAUGUCCUAGAAGUACUCAAGAAAGCAACUCAAGUUCUUCAAAGGAGAAGCACUCCAGUUUCCUGUCUCUGAGCUCUUUCAAGGACAUUAUGCCUGAUAUCUCACCCACAAUGACUACCACCACCCACUCCAUGCCUGCCGAAGUUAGCUCACCACAGUCCACUGAGGUUGACGAGUCUUUAUCGAUGUCCUUUGAGCAGGUGCUUCCUACGGUCAGCGAAUCCACAAAUGAGGAUGAGAUGUCCUAUUCUAACGGACACUAUACAGAUCCUGACUUCAAAGUAGGAAUGUCAUUGUCUUUAAAUGUGGCACAUACCAAGAGGGUGAUGAACGAUGCCCCAGCUGGAUGUCCUUCUGGACCACAGAGUCUGAUGUUUGAUGCUCCACAUGAUGUUGACCUUUGUUUGGUUUCUCCUUGUGAAUUUAAACAUUUCAAACCACUAGAGAAAGAUCACCACACCCUUUCACCUGGACUUAUGGCUACCAGCCCUCAUGACUUCUCAGAUGACAGCGAUCAGUCACAGGAAGUGGUGAAGCCCUUGAACCAGGCAUUUUUAAGCAGCAAGCCCACUCACCCCACACAGGAAACUCCUCUUACCUCUGCUAGUGACUACUUCCCCACUGCCUCGGACUCUGACCCUCAGCCUGGUCUGGAGGAAUGCUCUUCUAUCACUGCAGAUGGUGCGUUAGAUUCUGAUGAGGAAGCGGCUGUUCAAUGUUCCUCUGAGAACUUGAACCUUAAUAAUUCACCUCUUCAGGAUCCUCUUCCUGUUCCAGUCAAAGACUAUCCUCCUCUUCCUGCCCAACCUGGUGCCUGCAUGCCCGAUCCUGGGAAACUCGGCAAAACAGGUGAAAAGAAAAAGAAGACGACUGCAGUUACUCAAAGGCUAAGUGCAUCUAGCACUUCAACACAAGCAAGCAAGACCAGAACAGGAAGUCAGAGUGGAUCAGUUUGGAGUGUGAGGUCAAAUUCUACCGUAGACGCUCCAGUAUCACGUUCUUCAAAUCUCAGUGCAAAAAGACCAACCAGUGCAGGAAUCAAGAGCAUCACCUCUGUGUAUCUGGACCUGGCGUACCUCCCGUCUGGAAACGCAGCAUCCACUAUUGAUGUAGAGUUCUUCUGCCGUUUGCGAUCAUCCUGCUACAUUAUAAGUGGCGACGACGCUCUGAAAGAAGCCACGAUGAGACCCAUUCUGGAUGCUUUAUUGGACGGAAAGUCUGUUUGGCCUGAAGAUGUGCCGGUCACGUUAAUCCCCACAUUUGAGUCGAUGAUGAUGCACGAGUGGUACCAUCAGACCCAGGAGAGGCAGCAGCAGCUGGGCAUCACGGUUCUGGGAAGCAACAGCACAGUGGCCAUGCAGGAGGAAACUUUCCCUGCCUGUAAAGUGGAGUUCUGAUACACAGUGAUGUAAUGACAGAAUGAGUGGGCGGGGCUAAACACAUUUCAUAAAAAAAAGAAAAAGAAAAAAGUAAAAAGCCGAAAAUACAUAAGCAUAUAGUGUUUUGGUAGUAUAAUACACACUAACACACACACACACACACACACACACACACACACACACACUAAAUCACCUCGUUAAGGGCGACUUAAUGGGCUGAUCAGGUUCUAACAAACACUAAUGUACACUAACACACUCAUCACAAUCUUGUCUAAUUAGAAUUUAUUCUGUGGGUUCUGUGUGGUUCAGGGUUUAGAUGACUAGUGAGUGCAGUAAGUAGGGAUGAGUUCGACGGAUUGGGAUGGAGCCUUGGUUUUAUUAUGUACGCUAGAAAGAGACAUAUUUAAGAAUUGGGUUGUAGCCAUCAAACAAACUUAAAGAAGUACACUAAGUAGGGUCAAUUCCUGAUGUACAACCAAGAAGAAAAGCCAAGAAGUAGAACACAGGAAGUAGAACCCAGGAAGUAGGAGGUUUUUGAUCAUUCAUUAUGACAUGUCGCUGUGUGUCCGUCACAUUUAUUCACACUGGACCCUCUCACUGCUGUACCGAACACGUGCAGUGUGUGUAGGAGUGUGUGCACAUGCUCUUCCCUGCAUGUGGUUACGGUUUGUUUAUAUUAAAACAGGUGUGAAAUAAAGCGCACGAGUGUAAUUCGGGCGAUAAAGCUGAAGUGUAGAAGUAGAUGUAGAGAGGAAGGAUGCGCAUGUGUGAGAAUGCAUCGAGAUAUAGAUAUAGAAAUAAAGCCAUACAGAAUAUCAUUAUUCAGAAUGAAAAAAGAAUCUUCAAGCAGGAAGUUCUCAUAUGUCCUCCAUGUCACUGAACCCGGCUUGUGUGUGACGCGUGCAGUUCACGUGCAUUACAUCCACAUGGGAAAAGGAAUUGUUCUAAACAGAUCCAAAAAUGUUUCCUUUUACCUGUCUUUACUCCUGGUGUUUUUGUUGUGGCGUUUUUGAACAUGUAUUGCUCAGUUUCGAAAGAUUUCACACUCUAACACUGUAAUAACAUCGUCAUGUCGAUUGUGUUUAUCAGUUGGAGUUAUUUACUGUAUUAACCUUAAUUACAUUAUGUUUAUGUAACUUACACUCAGGCUAGGUCUCAUUGUACACAUUAAACUUCAUGCAAAUGAGCCUGCAUCCAGCCAAUCAGACAAAAGUUUUAAAUACCACUUUAACAUAUUCACACCAUUUGUUACAACACUAUCAAACCUGUAGAGUUUUACUGUACUGUAACAUUUUAGCAUGCUAAUCAGACUGAGCACUUGCUCGUGUUAUCUAGAUAAUGCAGCGUAGAUAAUGUUUCAGAUACUUCAUAUUGUUUAUGGUACCUGCCCAUGUGAUCACACCAUCAGUAACAUUACAGAAACAUCUGAGCUGAGGUACGUAUUUGGACAUCUGGCGACUUGCUGGUCACUUAGUGUGUUAGCUAGCUCGAUCAUGUUAGCUAGGGUUCUUUUAACUUGUAGACUUUUUAACAUUAAAAUGAGAUCGCUGUAAGUAAUGAAAGAGCAGUUGUGUGUGAUUGAGCAGUGUGUUGGAGCAGGACUCAGAAAGCACUUAGAAACACUGAAAUGUUGAAAUGAAGUAAAUUGUAAAUGAGGAGCGAGUUCACGUCCUGUGAUGCAAUUCUGCUGAAACACAGGAUUUUAUUAAACAAGCAACAGCAGUGAGACCAGCGGAAUGUGUGUAAUAUAAAACUGAAAAGAGUAUAAUAUGGAUUUGUUAUUAAAAUUCAAAUAUGAAACGGU